This is a messenger RNA of Diorhabda carinulata, 3355 nucleotides long. It is a transcript of the gene Dus4, whose product is annotated as tRNA-dihydrouridine(20a/20b) synthase [NAD(P)+]-like. The transcript has a single exon. The coding region runs from base 111 to 1322 and encodes 403 amino acids. Gene Ontology annotation, molecular function: tRNA dihydrouridine synthase activity; flavin adenine dinucleotide binding. Gene Ontology annotation, biological process: tRNA processing. Lineage: Eukaryota; Metazoa; Arthropoda; Insecta; Coleoptera; Chrysomelidae. The record is from RefSeq and is a predicted model, not a curated record.
AUACUACAAUAUAAAAUUCUAUGGUUUAUGUUUAUAACAUAACCUGAUUUUAACUUUAAUAUGUUUAAUAUAUAAUUGAGAAUUGUGAAGAAUUAGCGAUUAUAAUAAAAAUGUCUACUAAAAGUGAUAAAAACAUAGUUGAUCUUUUUCGAGAUAAAAAGAUGGUGAAAAUAUGUGCUCCUAUGGUACGUUACAGCAAACUUCAAUUCAGAAACUUGGUAAAACUUUAUGAUUGUGACUUAACGUUUACUCCAAUGAUCUUAGCAGAUUCAUUUUGUCAAAGUGAGAAAGCUAGAAGAAACGAGUUCAAGACAAAUUCAUUGGAUGAUCCACUAGUGAUACAAUUUGCAGCUAAUACAGUGCAUGAUUUUGUUGGUGCAGCUUAUUUGGCAGCACCUUAUUGCAAUGGAGUAGAUUUGAAUUGUGGUUGUCCCCAAAAAUGGGCCAAAGACCAAGAAUUGGGAUGUGAAAUUUUGAAAAAACCGGAAUUACUUUAUGACAUUGUUAGACAGUGUAGAAACCGCAUUCCAAAACCCUUUUCAGUUAGUGUUAAAAUGAGACUCUUAUAUGAUAUUAAAGAAACUGUUGAGAUAUGUAGGCAAUUAGAAAAAUGUGAUGUGAGUUUCUUAACAGUUCAUGCCCGCUAUCCUCAACAGAGUGUAGGAGAAAUCAAUAGAGAUGCUUUACGACUGAUAAGAGAAAACUGUGAUAAGCCCGUAGUAGGUAAUGGUGGUAUAACAACAUUAGAAGAUUGCUUCAAAUUACAUGAGUACACAGGAUGUAGUGGUGUUAUGGUUGCUAAUGGGAUAUUAACAAACCCAACAUUGUUUGCUAAUAAUCCCCUUACAACAAUAGAUUGUGUACAAAACUGGUUAGAUAUUUGUUAUAAUAGUACCAUAACAUUGGACAAGUAUGCCAAAGAACAGGAACAUCCAAGUUGUACUAUUCCAGAAAGACCUCCAAACCUUAUAUUUCAGUGUUUUCAUCAUCAUUUAGUUUUUAUGUUGGAAAAGUUGCUACCAAGAAAGAAAAGACAGUAUUUCAAUAAUUUGAAAACAUUUAGUUCUGUUUUACAAUUUUUAGAUGAUACUUUUUGUAUUAGACCAAGAUUAUUUGAACCCGAAAAAUUUUUAAAAUAUCUUACUUUAAAUUUGGAUUAUAGUGAUAGACAUAGUAUGUAUGAAAACUUAAAACCUAACAAUUUACAUAUUGAAGAUGUGUUUAGUAUAUAUGACCCUCAGAACACAGAUGGGAAAUACUUUUCAACAAAAACUAAGUCUGAAAAUUGUGAUUGGUCAGACAUAUUCCUUGAAAAUGGGUAACUCACAUUGAAUAAGGAAUUUAAUUGAUUCAUUUGAUUGAUUAGUUGAAAUAAAUUUAGUAGGGAAGUCUCAUUAAUUCUGACAAAUCAUAUCUCUUUCUAAGUAUCAUUACUACCAAUUUUUUAAAUUUUGCAAAUUAUAUUCCAUGCAAAAAUUCUAUGGUUGAAUUGUGAUUGUAAUAAUAAUAGAUAAUGUAGCUUUUCUUCAAAUUCCUUUUAUAUUAUUUUUACUGUGAAAACUCGUUAAUCCGGAUUAUCAAAUAAAUAUAGAUACCUUUAAAUGAUGAUUAGCAAAUAUUUCAACUUUAAGACUAAAUAAUAUCUUUUUUCAUGUUAUUCAUGAUUAGGGUUUUAAUAUUAAAGUCAUUUAAACAGUGCCAAUUUCUCUAUAAAUAUUAAUUAUCUUUAAUUUUUUACUUUACUUUAGGUCUUUUCUAUGAAAAUCAGUUGAAAAUAAAAUACUGGGUAAUAGAUUUGAGGCAGUAUCAAUGUAUUACAAGAACUACAAAACCGACAAAAGACUUCGGAACAAAAAGUGUCAAAUAACACAUGUUAUUUUAAAUUAAUUUUUCAUAGAAAAUACAUAAAAUCAAGAAAAAUCAUCACGAAUAUUAUAUAUUAAUUUUUAUUGAUAUCAUCGAUUUUCAUAAUUACCUAGAUAUAUGUAAUUAUGCAAUAUUGAUUACAUAAAAAUAUCUCUUUUUUCAUAAAUUUAAUUAUCCCAGCAGUUGAAGAAAACAGAUCGCUCGUACUGUGAACCUCUGUUGAAAUAAGUCACAGAAAAUCAUGUUGCAAUUUUAUGCCAUCAAAUUUUAUGUAAAGCUGGUAAAACAGGCAAAGAAACCUCCAAUAUAUUUAAGAUCUACGGUAAUGCUUCCAUGGCUAGAUCGGGUGUUUUUGAGUGGUACAAGUUAAUCCAAGAAGGUGGGAAAAGAGUGGAAAACGACGACCGGCCUGGACGCCCCUUUACCAGCAAGAUCAACGAAAAUGUGUGUGUGAGUGACAAAUUUAUUCAAUAGUGGUCGUAGGAUGAGUAUUAGAAUAAAUGCUAAAAAAUUGAGUAUUUAUCAAACCCAAGUUUUUGGGAUCGUGACAGUUAAAUUAAUGAAGUUGGUGCCAAGUGUCGAGAGUAAAAGGCUAACUUGCAAGUGAUCUCCCAGGAUCUUUUUGACAAAUAAAUGUUGAGCUACAAAAACUGGUACAGAAUUUUUCUUUUUAUACACUUAUGAUAUCUAUCCCUUGCUACUGUGAAACUAACAAAUGAACAAUGGACAAUUAUCAUUUUCUUGCACAAAAUUUGCACUAAUUAAGAUAUUUUAUUAUGUAAUUAUGUUUCAGAUGUGUCCUAAGAAAUCAUACCGGAGAUAUAACAAAAACAAAUAUUUCAUUUCUCAUCAAACGCUUAACUUGAUUGGUGUGAGAAAAGCCCUAGAAUUUAUUUCACUUCAUGAAUCAGUCUUUAAUAUUGGUGAAAACCAUAUGAAAAUCUGUUCAGUAGUUUUUGAGUUUAAUAUGCAUAAGUUUAAAAGGUUGGGGUUAAAGUUCUACCUUACUUUUAUUUUAUAGUCAGACCACUGCUUUUAGGACCCAUCUGAGGCCUUAGAAUAGUCCUCAAAGCAGUCCAAAAUACUUAGAGAAAAGUCAAUAUCCAAUAAUUGAAUAAUGUAAUGUAACCAAUUAUUUGAUAGCAAAUGUAUUUGAUGAUCGAAAAAUCAAAUUUCCACUUCAAUAAAUAUUCUUAUUGGAAAUUUUAUAGUUGAAUAGUUGAUGCAAAAGUUCGUCAAGUUUUAAUUAUAAUGAAUAAUGCAGUUUUUCUUGGAAUAACUUCUAAUUUUAUAUACUGAACAUACUGCUUACUAUCAAUAUCCACUACUUACAAUUAGUGUAGUUGCGAAUGUUGGUGUAGUGUGUUCGACACAUCAAUAUAUUCUCAAAAUAAAAAGGGCAUGCAAAAUAUGAAAAUUUGUUGAAUGGACUAGAUUAACUUGCACCUUCUGUUAUCAAUACUAUUUUUUUAAUCAAUGAAAGACAUAA